AUGGGGAAUAAAUGUUGUUCACAUGAGAACUCGACCAAACGGGUGGUUCCCGCUGCCAAUAAUGGGCCCAAGAAGCAAAACUUUUUCAGCGCACUAUUCGCCAAGAGCCGGCUGGAUACGUCGACGUUGGCACACGGCUUUCCUCCGCCUGUAAGUUUCGAUUUUUUGUUUUUUACAAGUUUUUUAGGUAUGGCAGGGUAAAAUUUAAUUUUUUUAAUAAAGGAGGGUUUAAGACGUUAUUUUUUCAGGGCAGGGUAAAAUAAAAAUAUUUUUUUUGCGGGCAGGGCAAUAUAACAACAUUUUUUUAAGCAAAGUAAGAUAAAAAAUUUUUUUUGGGCAGGGUGAGGUUAAAUUUUUUUUGGGCAGGGUAAGAUAAAAAUAUUUUUUUUUGGGCAGGGUAAGAUAAAAAUAUUUUUUUUGGGCAGGGUAAAAUAAAAAUUUUUUUGGGCAGGUUAGGAUAUAAUUUACUGUUUUUUGGGCAGGGUAAUAAAAUUAAUUUGAAUUUAAAAAUUCACCCCACACCCUCUUAUGAUUACAGGUCGGUGGAGAGAUGCCAGUAGGCGAAUCCUUCUACAAAGAGCCGCGGCGUGAGGCAGAGCCUCGCAAGGACGCCCAAUUACUGAACAAAUACGAAGUAAUUUCCAUAAUUGGCAAGGGGUCCUUUUCACAAGUCUUGCGAGUUCAACAUCGAUUGACAAAACAAUUUUACGCGGUAAAACUGGUUAGUUCCGAUUCGGGUAAGUUUUAGUGGUUAGCAGUGAGAGUGACUAUUACUAUUAUAUGGUCAGUGGACGGGAGGGGGGGGUCGAUACGGUUUUUUUGGCGGAGAAGGGGGGAGGGGGGGGAGAGAGGAGGGUAGAUCCAAAAGGGCAGCUAAAAUAUAUUUAGCUUUAAAAAAGCAAUUGAAAAAAAAAUUUUUUGGGCGGGGUAAAUUUAGCAAAAAAAAUUUUGGGGGUAGAUAAAAAAUUUUUUUUUAAAAAGAAAAGUUAAAAAGAUGUAGGGGGCUAGGCAACUCAAAAAAAAAUUUUUUUGUGGCGUGUUAAAUUUAAAAACAUUUUUUUGGGGGUAAGGAAGUAAAAAAUUAUUAAAAAACUACCCCCUUCUUUUCUAAUUUUCGACUAACCCUUUGUCAUUUUAAUCAUUACCUCAAUUAAAAACAAAAUUUUCAAUAAAAAACUAACCAAAAAAAAUUUUUCAGACAUCAACGCGGUGAACAACGAGCUGUCGAUUCUGAGCCGAGUACAACAUCCAUUUGUGAUACGAUUGGAAGAGGUGUUACAUGGAGCCAACAAGUUGUUUAUUGUUAUGGAAAUGGCAUCGGGCGGGGAAAUGUACGACAGGGUGGUGUCUAAGGGACGGUACACUGAGACUGAGGCGCGGUAAGGCUUUUUAAGCAAAAGGGAAGGGUGGGGUGAGUGGGGGAUGGCUUUUAAAUAGUGGUAAAAGCGGGUGGGGGGGGUGGGGGGAGAGAGCGUGGAAAAAAAAAUUUUUUUUUGGUAAAUACAGAAAGUAAAAAUGGUUUUUUGGAAAAAAAAUUUUUUGGCGUGGUAAUUUUUUUGGGGGGGGGGCGUUUAGACGCGCAAAAUUUGUUUUGUAAAAAUUAUUGGCUUAGCUAAAAUAUGUUUUUUUUUAAAUUCAAAAGCAAUUUUUUAAAAUUAUAAUUUAACUUUACAGCCAAGCCCUCCGGAUGCUCCUCAACGGUCUCUCCUACCUCCACGACAUGAAAAUAACCCAUCGGGAUCUAAAACCCGAAAAUCUUCUCUAUUCCGACACCAGGCCUGAUGCUAGACUACUAAUCACAGACUUUGGCUUAGCCAACCAGUCCAAGCAGCCUGGUGAGAAAAUGAGCGAAACUUGUGGUACUCCAGAGUACAUAGCACCCGAAGUCUUGUUGAGAAUACCGUACACAAACAAGGUUGACAUGUGGGCGGUGGGAGUUAUUGCUUACAUUCUGAUGUCAGGUAUCAUGCCAUUUGAUGAUGAUGUGAGGUCACGGUUGUAUACUCAUAUCAUCACCGCUAAUUAUGUGUAUUAUCCACAGGUAGGGUAAUAUCUACUUAUAUAUAGUAGGGUAGAGUAGGGCACGCAAGGGGGUAUAGUAUGGUUUGGUAGGGGAAGGUAAAGCACGCUAAGACAGGCCAAGGCAGGAUAAGUUAGGGUAAGGAGGGGCAGGAUGGAUCAAGGUAAUGUGGGCAGUGUUUUGCCGGACCGGUCCGGAUGAGAAUUUUUUCGGUCCGGUCCGGUCCGAAAAAUUUUCGGUCCGGUCCGACUCUAUUUUUUUUCGCUCAGGUCCGGUCCGGUCCGGAAAAUUUUUUUUUUUAUUUUUAAAAAGAGCCAGGAGCGCUAAAACUGCUUUCUUUACGUUUAAAAACUCUUAAAAAUAUGUUUUAUUUGCAAUUUUUAAAACAGUUUUAUUAAAGUAAAAAAAAAUUUUUUUCCGGGCCGGUCCGGAACUUUUUUUUCGGUCCGGUUCGGUCCGAAAAAUUUUCGGUCCGGUCCGGUCCGGUCCGGCAAAACACUGAAUGUGGGUAGGGUAGGGUAGGGCUCAAUUUACAAAACCUAAAAUAGUAUUAAUACGUUUUGUUACAGUACUGGUCUGGAAGUGAGCACGCUAAAAUGUUUGUGGACUCUUUACUAGAGCUGAAUCCUGAUAUUCGACUAUCGGCCAUUGAUGCCCUACGAAACGAUUGGAUUCUGGGUGAAAACAAAGUUCAUCUUAACGUCAGUAUCAAAGCCAGGCCAGCUUCUGAAUUCAAUUCUAUGCAGCGGGUGGGUCAUUUUUUAAAAUUUGAAAAAAAUUUGAAAAUUAAAAAAUUUUAAAAAAAUUUUUUAAAUUUUGUUGUUAAAAAAGUUUUGUCGUUUUGUACCGUGCAAAUCCACGCAAAUUGGCGACAGGACUUUUUCUUCAAAACAUAAAGAAGCACGUAUUUUACAAAAAAAUUUUUAGACCAAAUCAACACGGUCGAUUCGCUCAGUCACACGUUCCGACCAUGGUCAUCGUGUCGAUCCUAGAGAGGUGGACAAGCUGUCACGUGAACUGCAACGUUUGGCCAAGUCAAGGACACGUGACUCGUCGGCUUAUGAACAACAAACCAAAAACUAUGGCGUGCUUUAG
Messenger RNA from Bursaphelenchus okinawaensis, 3115 nucleotides. Lineage: Eukaryota; Metazoa; Nematoda; Chromadorea; Rhabditida; Aphelenchoididae. The record is from the annotation of a GenBank genome assembly.